CCUCCCCUUGCAGCCGUAUCUUCCCCAACCAUCCACCCCAGAUUCUCACUACAUAGCUCACGAGGUACACAUCCAAUCAUGAGUGAUUACAAGAACCUCCCCGACUUCGACAGCCUUCCCACCAUCGAUGGCGUGCCACACCGCGCCUGGGGCCUGUUCGACAAGGACGGCAAGAAGGACCAUCUAGGCUGUAUCAAUCUCCUGACCCCCGAUGUCGUCAAAGAGGCAUACAAAGAAGCCCGCGACGGCGUCUCCAUCUCUUUAAACUGGCCCAUUGGUGCUCUCGCGAAGCCCGGCUUUGCUCGCAAAGGCCUCGUACACAAGCCCUUCGCAUUCGAGGAUCCUAGUCUUAAGAUUCACUGCUUCGAUGACGAAGUCGAGUUCAACACUCAAUGCUCCUCACAAUGGGACAGUUUGGUCCACUUUGCGCACCAAGCCACGGCCACCAACUACAACGGCGUGAAACCCACGGCCGAGGCCUUGGUCCAGGACUUUGGGUCGUUCGACACCGAGAAAGCCCUGCCCACAUUGAACCACUGGCACGAGCGGGGCGGCUUGGUAGGCCGCGCCGUCCUCCUCGACUACAAGGAGUAUGCUCGAGCAAAAGGCAUCAAGUACUCCUGCUUCGACAGACACCCCAUCACGGUCCAAGAUCUGGAAAAUGUCGCUAAGCACCAGGGUACCACGUUCAAGCACGGCGACAUCUUGAUCGUCCGGUCUGGAUUCACCGAUGAACUGACAAAUGUGUCUGCCGAGGAACAAGCGCAAUUACUCGGGAGCCAUAAGUGCAUCGGUGUGCAAGGGAACAAGGAGAUGGCCAGAUGGACAUGGAACCACCAUUUUGCAGCAGUCGCGGGUGACGCGAUCGGUUAUGAAGUCAUUCCGCCCACCAUCGAGGAGGAUAACAACAGGGUUGGAACAAUUGCGGAAUUGGUUCUCCAUCAAUACUUCUUGUCGAAUUUCGGUCUCAAUAUCGGCGAGCUGUGGGAUCUGAAAGCCCUGGGUGAGCACUGCAAGAAAGUCGGCCGCUAUGAAUUCUUGCUCACCAGCUGUCCACUGAACGUGCCGGGCUCCGUGGGAAGUCCACCGAAUGCGCUCGCCAUAUUUUAAGCGGUCAGUGAAACCUGAUAAGCAGGAGAAAUACUAGUAGUGUAGCAGGACGUAGGGUGGUGUCACUUGAGAUUUGAUGACUUUGUUACGUGUACCUUAGGUAUUCAAUGAGCAUCUUUCUUGAACCUAGCAACCGCUGGGGAAUGGCAGGCUCUUAGAUAGCAUGUUCUCAAUCACAUUGUCGAACUA
Molecule: messenger RNA, 1299 nt
Organism: Exophiala xenobiotica
Lineage: Eukaryota; Fungi; Ascomycota; Eurotiomycetes; Chaetothyriales; Herpotrichiellaceae
Exons: 2
Coding region: 79-1110 (343 amino acids)
Molecular function (GO): arylformamidase activity
Source: RefSeq, a predicted model, not a curated record